AUGUCUGCCAAGGCCAUUUCCGAAGCAGAUGGCAAGGCCAUUCUCAACUACCACCUCACUCGCGCCCCCGUCAUCAAGCCCACCCCUCUCGCACCGCAGUCCACCCACAACCCGCCCGCCAAGCUCGCCACCAUCACCUUCGAGGAGGGCGACGACGUCAAUGGUGUGCUCGAUGCCGCCGAGGCCAAGUACCCAUUCCUCCUCGUCCCAGGCUCGAAAUUCGUCGCGAAGCCCGAUCAGCUCAUCAAGCGGAGAGGCAAGUCGGGACUGCUCAAGCUGAACGCAACAUGGGCAGAGGCCAAGGAGUGGAUUGCAGCCCGCGCGAACAAGAUCCAGAAGGUGGAACACGUCGAGGGUGCCCUCAGGAAUUUCCUCGUCGAGCCCUUCGUCCCACAUCCUCAGGAGACCGAAUACUACAUCAACAUCAACUCCGCACGUGAGGGUGACUGGAUUCUCUUCUACCACGAGGGUGGUGUUGAGGUUGGAGAUGUCGACGCCAAGGCCGAGAAGCUCCUCAUCCCAGUUGACCUGACCCAAUACCCGAGCAACGAACAAAUCGCCGCUGGUCUCCUCUCCAAGGUGCCAAAGGGCGUGCACCCAGUGCUGAUUGACUUCAUCUCCCGCCUGUACGCCGUCUACGUCGACUCCCAAUUCACCUACCUCGAAAUCAACCCAUUGGUCGUCAUCCCCAACAAGGAUGUCACUGGUGCGGAUGUGCACUUCUUGGAUCUGGCGGCCAAGAUUGACCAGACUGCUGAGUUCGAGUGCGGUUCCAAGUGGGCUAUUGCUCGUGCGCCAGCUGCUCUCGGAAUUCCAGUCGCACCUACUUCCAAGGGCGGCAAGAUCGAGAUCGAUGCUGGCCCUCCAAUGGAAUUCCCAGCUCCUUUCGGGCGUGAGAUGAGCAAAGAGGAGGCUUACAUUGCGGAGAUGGACGCCAAGACUGGUGCAUCGCUCAAGCUGACCAUCCUCAACUCCAAGGGCCGUGUCUGGACACUGGUUGCUGGUGGUGGUGCUUCCGUUGUGUACGCCGAUGCCAUUGCUUCUGCUGGGUUCGCCUCAGAGCUUGCCAACUACGGUGAAUACUCUGGUGCUCCAACCGAGACUCAGACCUUCCACUACGCACGAACUGUCUUCGACCUGAUGCUGCGGGCACCACAGCACCCAGAUGGCAAGGUCCUGUUCAUUGGUGGUGGUAUUGCCAACUUCACCAACGUCGCCAGCACAUUCAAGGGUGUCAUCCGCGCCCUCCGCGAAGUCGCCCCUCUUCUCAACGAGCACAAGGUCAAGAUCUGGGUCCGCCGUGCCGGUCCCAACUACCAGGAAGGUCUCAAGAACAUCAAAGCAGUCGCCAAGGAGUUGGAUCUCUCCAUGCACGUUUUCGGCCCGGAGAUGCACGUCUCCGGUAUCGUGCCUCUUGCAUUGAUCCCCGGCAAGUGGAACGACAGCAUCAAAGAGUUUGAGACUUAA
This is a messenger RNA of Zasmidium cellare ATCC 36951, 1467 nucleotides long. RefSeq lists its product as uncharacterized. The transcript has 3 exons. The coding region runs from base 1 to 1467 and encodes 488 amino acids. NCBI's taxonomy places the organism in Eukaryota, Fungi, Ascomycota, Dothideomycetes, Mycosphaerellales, Mycosphaerellaceae. The record is from RefSeq and is a predicted model, not a curated record.